This is a messenger RNA of Pseudo-nitzschia multistriata, 2014 nucleotides long. Lineage: Eukaryota; Bacillariophyta; Bacillariophyceae; Bacillariales; Bacillariaceae. The record is from the annotation of a GenBank genome assembly.
GCAAGCACAAGCCAGUUUGUCUCUUCCCUACUCCGGUACAACCGUAAGAACUGUCUUCUGUCGAUACAUUCCUUGUUCUUCCAGAGUGUUAUAUUUCUAUUUAGCAUAGUCAAACAUAGUUAGUGUUGUUGGAGUAAAGUAGUUAGGUCAAGGAUCAAUACAAAAUAAAAAUAAAGAUGUCGGAUGCUCCAUCGAACGCAGAUGCUAAUGGCGGACCGGGACAGGUUGCAUUGCUCAGUGACCCUGUGGAUGUGAUCAUCGAUAAACUUCUAAGGUAAGAUGCCAGUCUUCGAUACGACCUGCUACAGUACCAUGUCUUCCUGAAUUCAUGGUGAAGUCUCUAGUCGAUUUGGAGGUGAACAACCAGCCGAUUGAGCUAUUCGUAUUGUUCAAUGGAGUCACGAAAGUGACUGAAACGGACUCCCUCAGGUAUCAAAAACCAACUUCGAGUUGGGGCAAUGUGCUCUACUUCAUGCCUUAUUGAGAAACGUAUAACAUCUUUUCAACCACGAGAUUGGAUUCGACAUGUGCAUGAAGACAGAAGGAUGGAUUUCAACACGCUGUGUGCAUUCUGGUAUUGGAGAUGAUCAUAGACAAGAACCUCCGUGGUGUAAUGCUAUGCUCUACUUUCCAAACAAAUGCAUUUUCACUGCAUCGACCUUUUCUAACAUCAGUUUAUUUCUAUUCCUCUUUCAGCGUCCGCGGUGCCCGGCCUGGGAAGCAAGUGGAUCUUUCCGAAGCCGAGAUCAAAAUGAUCUGCCUCCGAUCUCGUGAUUUGUUGAUCUCGCAACCCAUGCUCCUGGAAUUGGAGGCUCCAAUCAAGAUUUGUGGUGACGUUCACGGACAAUAUUACGAUUUAUUGCGUCUGUUUGAAUACGGUGGCUUCCCUCCGGAUUCUAAUUAUAUUUUCCUUGGAGAUUACGUGGAUCGUGGAAAGCAAAGUUUAGAAACAAUCUGCUUGUUGUUAGCGUAUAAGAUCAAGUACCCAGAGAACUUCUUUGUCCUACGUGGGAACCACGAAUGUGCGUCCAUCAAUCGCAUCUACGGCUUUUACGAUGAAUGCAAGCGACGGUUCGGAAUCAAACUCUGGAAGACAUUCACCGACUGUUUCAACUGUCUUCCCUGCGCCGCUGUUAUUGACGAGAAGAUAUUUUGCAUGCACGGUGGACUCAGUCCCGAACUCACAAAUCUCGACCAAGUAAAACGGAUCGUCCGACCCACAGACGUGCCCGAUACCGGUCUCCUGUGCGAUCUUCUUUGGUCGGAUCCCGACAAGGAAAUCGAUGGAUGGGGCGAAAACGAUAGGGGUGUUUCGUUCACCUUCGGGGAGGACAUUGUUGCACAAUUCCUUCACAAACACGAUCUCGACCUUAUUUGCCGUGCUCACCAGGUCGUCGAAGAUGGGUACGAAUUCUUCGCUAGAAGACAGUUGGUCACUCUCUUCUCGGCGCCCAAUUAUUGCGGUGAAUUUGACAACGCCGGAGCUAUGAUGAGCGUCGAUGAGACACUCAUGUGUUCCUUCCAAAUUCUCAAGCCGGCGGAAAAGAGACAACGUUUCUCAUACCAGGGAGGAAACCAAAGGCCGGGAACUCCACAACAGGCGCAAGGUCGUUAAAUAUUGAUGUAGGUCCAUUGAUUCCUUUUGAGAAAAAUUAUGCUUUCUCCGAGCCGUUGUUGAGCACAAACGACACGCCAUGCUUAUGUUUGUGUUUCAAAUAGGUGAUAAAUUCUGGCGUUAAAAUAGGUUACGCUUAAACACGACUUGAGGAUAGGACUCGGGCUUGGGCUUUAAAGUCCCAUGCCAAAAAAAAAUCUGGGCGAUUUACAUUUGAUGAAGUGUGAGUUGCCACACUUGACUUCUAGGAUCGGAUUGGAUUCACUUUCAUGCUUAGUUGUGCCAGACAGCAAUAUUGUUUGGUGUCACCCAGGAAACUAUGUGAAAUAGUGAAAGUUAAAUUUCUACGAAUCCCGGGCUAAAAACUCGAAAAUAUGAGAUUAAAUGUUUUGUUGCUAU